AUGUCUGAUCUAGGUGGCACCGACAAAGCUGCGAAUGGUACCUUUUAUGCCCGACGAAUUUUAGCAGUGCUGCUGCGGCGUCUCCAAAUUGAUGAGCUGAAGUCCUGUUGGUCAUCCGCCUUUCAUCAGUUUGCCAGAACACCAGGCCUAAGUAGGAAACUCGAGGGCUGCAAUCUGAUUCAUGCCUCUGAUUUGGCUGAAAAAAACCUCUCGUUAUUUGCACAAUCUGUCGCUGGAUCAAAGGCCUUUUCAGACUUCCAGUUUGCAGAUAGCGAAGCAACAUGUCAGCUGAAGGGCCAGUCUCUGUUUAACGUACUUCGGUUCAGUCCAGGGAUCCUUCGUGAUGAGUUUAUUUUUUUAUUUAUAGUGUACCAGAUUAUUUGUAAACUCGAACAGCUCCAUGUCAAUCAAGUUAGUCACUUAGGAUUAGACCUCACAAAUGUCUACAUCGAUGGAGACUUUCAUGUCCAGCUUGGUCCGCCCGAUAUUGAUGCACUAAGGGCAUUCGCUGUCAAUGAGAAUGUUCUUUUUCCACAGGCAUCCACCGAACUUGCCUACGCGCCAACUUUCAGUAACUUUUCCCAGGUGUCGCUGGACUGGGUCCUGAAUAAGGUUUCCAAUUAUGACUAUCUCAUGUUUAUCAAUCGCCUGGCUGGAAGGCAAGCCGCAGGCGAAGAGACGAGCUCGGCCGCCCGUGCUGAGCAAACAUCUGAUGUUCUCUCAACUGCUGUCUGGGAAUCUAGCGCCUCGACGAAUGAGACCUUUGCCUGUCUGCCCGUGACGCCAGCAAGACGCCUGGAGGGCGAGGAUGCCGCCUUCUUGCCGCACCACCUCCUUGACAUAAUGCCAAACCUGGCUUAUUUUACGUACAAGGCCAGACGGACCCCGAUUCCGGUGUUGCAGAAGUAUGUGCGGCCCAUUUAUCGGCCCGAAGAAUUUCCAAGCACCAUGGCGCGUCUGUAUGCAAGCACACCCGAGGAGUGUAUCCCCGAGUUCUUCUCCGACCCCAGCGUCUUCGUUUCCCUCCACGCCGACAUGCCCGAUCUGGGCCUUCCCGAGUGGUGUGCCUCGGCUGAGGACUUUCUCGCCUAUCAUCGUCGCAUCUUGGAAUCGACGGAGGUUUCAAGGAACCUGCAUCAUUGGAUUGAUUUAACCUUUGGAUACAAACUCCUAGGCGAGGCUGCUGUUGAGGCCAAAAAUGUGCAUUUGGAACUUGUUGGGAGUCAGCGAGCCCUCCGCUCGACUGCCGGUGUCGCCUGCCUCUUUACUGUUCCGCAUCCCCGGCGGUUAUUACCAUCGGAACUCUCGCGCUAUUUUGGUCCUGAUUGCGCAGCCAAUUACUGGAAUCCCACCCCGCCGCCACCACCAUCGACUGCUGCUGCCGCUGUAAGCUAA
Messenger RNA from Dibothriocephalus latus, 1395 nucleotides. The record is from the annotation of a GenBank genome assembly. NCBI's taxonomy places the organism in Eukaryota, Metazoa, Platyhelminthes, Cestoda, Diphyllobothriidea, Diphyllobothriidae.